AUGCCAGGGGGAAAGCCUUGGAUGAUAUUGAUGCCCGUCCUUUCGGGGUUUAUUGGCAAAAGUGACGAAGUUGAAAAAGCAAUUUUGAAUGGCUUGCACAGUAACGUAAGUCAGCUUGAAAAGCUUUUAGAAGCAUCUUGCGGAGGUGAGGGGUGUUGUAAGGAUGCUGGUGAGGCAAUUAAUAACCUUAAUGAAUUCAAUGAGAAGCUUAAAAAACACCUUAAUGAGGAACCAAUAGCCGCUGAAAAUCUUGAUAACAUCCUUUCUGACUGCAAGUUAAAUCCGUCUGAUGGUCCCUUAGAUAAGCUUAAUAAGGAAAUUACUCAAAAAAUUGAUGACCUUACUAGGCAAAUUGAUGAGCUUAAAAAUGACAAUAAUGAUGAUAAUAAAAGUAAAAAUGCCUCUGAAAUUGACAAGCUAUCUAAAUCUCUUGAGUCUCAUAAUGCUUCCUUGAAGUCUCUUGAGACACUGAAAGAGCUUUGUGAUUUUGCUGGGAAAGUUAAAUCAUCACCAAAUGGGAACUGUAAAGAUAUUUUAAACAAUCUGUGCACAGGCCUCGAAAAAUUUCUCGGCUACGAGAAGGGUAAUUACACCGGCUCCGGCAUCGUGUACUCCGACCUUGACAGGCUCUGCGACGGGGUGAUGGCGUUCUUGCAUUCCGUGCUUAAAGAUGUCUAUGAGAAGCAGCCUUACAAAGUAGGGAAAGAAAGCCAUUUGAAGAGUGUUGUUGAUGCUUUGAAUGAGAAAUUAUGUUCAGGUCAUAAGGGUUUCAAGAGUGCCAUUGUCAAGGUGGCAGAUGGUGUCCGGGAGUAUAAUAGGGAAGUGGAGAGGUCUAAUGAGAGCGUCAAGGAGCCAAUUAAUGAUCUUCUAAGCAAGGUUGGAAGUACGCUAACAGAUAAGUUGAAUGAAAUUACAUCUCAUAUUGUUUCAGGUCCAACGAAGGAUUUGAGUGCGGAGCAAGUUGACAAGGUCAAGACAGCUGAGAAGUUGAUGAAGAAAGCGCUCAAACAGUGUCAAGAGGACGUAAAGAAAUUCAAUGACAUUUUCAAUCUUAGCAAUAACAAAACUAUGAAGAACGCAGUUGAAUAUCUUAAUCCUAAUUUGUCACAUAGAAUAAAGUGUGCUACAGGCAGCGUGGAACAUGAGACGGAGAGGCUUAGGGCCUUGUCAGAUAAAGAAAGUGAGGAUUUUAAUAGUAUGCAGGAGAGCAUUCAAGAGGUGCUCAAGGAGCACGGCGAGUGCGUGAAAACGAAAAUUACCGAAAAGGUAACAGAGCUUGUUAGGUAUCUGAAAGACGCGGUGCAGAAGAUAGUGGAUCAGCUGAAGAAAAUUAGUGGUACAUUUAACGUGUAUGUGAAUCAGCUUGGCAAGUGGAUUGAUAAUGCGGAUGCAGCGAUUACGGGCGCAGAGACGCAGGUUAAGAAAAUAUUGGAUGAAGUCAGCGAGGGGUAUGGAAGCACAUACCCUGCGCAGCUUAGAGCGACGGCGGACAACCUUAAAACGCAAGCCGAUGAACUCUACACUGCUCAGGAGUAUGUUAAAACAAAGGUGCAAGAAGAAGUGCAAAAGGCGAUUCAGGCUGUAAAAACUCUGGAAGAUGCGGUUCGGUAUGAUUUGAAUGGGUUGAAAGAUGACAUUAGUUCAGGCAUAAGGGAAUAUUUUGAUGAUUAUGUCAGGACAGUUAGAGGGAAAGUUGGAGAGAUUAGGGGAGGGCCACGAAACAACAAAGGUCUUCAGAUAACACUCAAUAAUGUGAGGGAUCAUGCUAAAGGAUUCGACGUCAAAUUUAAGGCAGCUAUCGCGUACAUGAUUGACAAAAUGUUGAGUGGCGGUGCACUGAAGUUGUAUAUUAGUUGGUAUAAGCCCGCCGAACAUAAGGAGAGAAUUGCGCAAGAAAUUACUAACCUCGCCGCAUCGGGGACUAUUAAUUCCAACAGCAACGAAGUUCAUACCGUCUUGCAAAGCAUUAAGAGUUAUCUUGAAAAUUUUGCGUCGGCGAUUGAGCCAAGUAAAAACGCCAGUGGCAUAAGCAACAAGAUUGAUUUGGCUAUCAAAGACCAUAUCAGCAAUCUUGGUUCGUAUAAUAUAUUCACACUUGAAAAGGCGAUCAAAACUAUCCUCACCGCUGUUCACUCAGCCGUAAAUGGUGCAGCAGCGGAAAUUAAUACGUUCGUUACGGAAUCGAAAAUCAAGAAUAUCCACGACGCCUGGACUGCGGCUGAGCAUCUCAACAGUAGACUUACAACAGCGCUCGAGAAAGGUUCCGAAGCCACUACCGAGGCCUUCGUCCCCGGCUCCGACGUAGAUACUAAACUUGCUUCCAACAUUCCAAAGACCAUUAAUAGAAUUCUUGACAACAAAAUAGGGCAGACUGGCACACAUGGUAAAGAUAGUAACAAAAUAGUAAAUCUUGACAAAAUGCCGGCUUCCUUCAAAACGGCAACCAGCGACAGGCCAAGCAAAAAAGUCGCACUUACGGCAGCAAUCACCAAAAUCCAAACCGACGUAACCGGCGCUUUAGCAGGUGUCGAGAGACUCCAAACAGAGUUCAUGCUAAAAUCCUCGGAGAUCCACAACGGCCUUAGUCGACUAUGCGCAGAAAUUAAGUACGCCGCUGAUAUAGACCCGAAUAGUGCCAAGAAGAAGUUGGAGUUGUUGAAAAAUCUUAUUACACAGCCUCAGGUUGAUGUUAUGGUAAACGGUAAAAAUCAAACGCAAAAAGGUCUUAACAAGAUUCACACUGAGCUUAGUGAACUGCGAAAAAAACUGGAUGAUGGUCCCAUAAAGGCUGCUACAGACUUCGUCUCCGGAGCCGGACGUUUAUGUGAGCAAUACCUUAAACCAGUUCAUGAACACGUUGGCCAACAGGUCCAAAAGGCUCAAGAGCUUAUAACAACCCAGGCGCGCAAGAACCACGUUAACGCCAUAAAACGUUUGCUUACAUCUUUUGCCGAGAAGGUGGAAAAGGAUCUGAAACCUUUGCCACAAGAUAUUUUACAUGACUUAACACUAGGAUUCAAGGGCUUCAUGGCCAAAUUUGAAGAACAUUUUAUUACGAACUCUAAAUCAAUCAUAGGGAUUAAGGACAUUGAAAAUACGCCGUCACCAGAAAAAUCUCCACUCAGCCAGGCGGUGGUAAAAUUACAUGGAAGUUUUAAAAAGUUCUUUCAUGAUUACCAAAAGAACACAGACUUCAGUAAAGAUUUCAGAAAUUUUGAGACGUCAAAUGAUGCAUUGCAGAAAAUGCUUGAAGGCCUCAUCACUUCGCAGCACUUCAACAACGAAUUUAGCAAUAACUUACAAUCAAUUAAUAAUGAACUUCGUGCCUUGCACCCUUCCGAAUUCGGUCCAUCUUCGACUUCCAUGUUACAAUCUCUGAAGGAGGGCCUUGAUGCCCUCACCAAAGAGCUGAGCAAGGCGUACCUCAAUACCUAUGAGGGACUACCGUACGAAGAGGCCGACAAGGACAAAUAUGCGAAGGCCUUUAUUACAAGUUUCUAUACCAUCCACGACAGCCUCACUGAGGUGAAAGAGAAGUGUAACAGCGAAGAUCAAUGGAAGGACAAAAAAUGCUGUGAGAUUCAGGGCCGCAUUAAAAAUCCACUUGGCAAAUUCAUGAAACGCUGUGGCUUUAAAAUAGGCCACGACGAAAAUUCCAAGGACUCCGAGUUGCAAUAUCCCUCUGAUCUCAAUGGUCAGCAGAUUCUUCAGAAACUUCUUGCCAAAUCGUUCGACGACACGGAACAAAUUAAGCACAUUAAGGAGUGUUUACCAGACAAAACGAAAACGCAAAUUGAAAACACAUUUAAUAUCACUCACCUCCUUGAAUGCCUUUUACAUCACGUUGACACUUUUAAUGAAGUCUCUCACUUAGCACUACGCACAAAGCCACGCAGCCCCUGUAAUGUUUACGAAAUGCUUGCUUGGUGUUCGGGUCUCACGUAUAAUCGCGUAUGGUCACCUAUGCGUGACAUAACUCUGCUUGAGCAGUUUGACGAUCCAGAGAAGGAAAACAAAGCACAGCCCGACGAGGACCUUGGCGUCCCAUUGACAGCCGUGGGCACCUUAUACUUAGAUGCCUACCCGCAUGACAUAUCAUAUAAUGAUACACGAGAUGCUCUUACAAACCUAUGUUCCCUUUCAUAUGACCUGUUGACAGCAAUCGUCGGCACCGGUGACGCCGCAACGUAUUACGCCUGCGACUACUGCACUAACACAAUGAAUCUAUACUACCCGUCCAAUCCUGGCGAGUGUCUUGAUAUGUUGCUAGACAUCCUUCGUAGAGUGUAUCCAGUGCUCGUAUAUCUCUGUCAGAUGUGUAGCCUGGACGCCAAACACAACGGCUGGCGCCAGUGCCAAUACGGUAAAGAUGUCUCAUCCGGUAAUCGGGAUUGUAAUCAGCAUUCCGAUCAGCCUUCAGAUUGCCGCCCCGGUUCACCGCUGAUGUUGUACCUUACUGACGGCCUGCCCGGCCACUUGCCUCAUCAGCUUGGUUCAGUGGGCUGCAAAGCCAAAUGUUCAACGUGCUCCACCGGUUCAAGUAAGAUGCCAUGUUUAACGCCACUCGGCUUUAGAGCUUUCUCUGUAACCAAACGCACAGGCAAGGAGCUAUGUAACGUGCUGACCAAACUGUGCGGUAACCAAGGCAUUUUAACGACUCUCUACUCAGCGCUUAAUUGUCUGCUUGGCCGUCCACCCGCGACAUUCCCGGACGUAUUCUCAUUCUAUUACAAGCUUGUACGCAGAUGGAACGGAAUGCAGGAAGGUGGGAAAGAGCACUCCAUCCAACAGGCCAUCACCGACAAAAUAACAGCUACCGUAGGCUGCAAUUCUAGUGAUGCUGUGUCGUUACUCGAUUCAUGCCGCAGAAUGUAUGACUCUCCAUCGCACUUUAUGCAUAAUAUUAACGAUGUCUGCGAUAUUGGCUACCUCGUUGGCUGUGGACAGUCAGAUUGCGGUUAUAUCAUGCGACCGCUCAACGCCUCGGCCUACAGUGUAUUUGUUCCUAAGUUUGCCGGUAGUUAUCUGUCGUAUCUGAUUUACGCUUGUUCAAGUAUUUACAACUUCCUCGAGCAGCUGAAAAAUUCUUUCUGCGACAUUUCGUGCUACGACCACCAGUGUGGUCCGUGCCUUAACAGUGCCGGUUGUGCAACGGGCAAGCACGGCACCAGCCAGUGUGGAUGCAGAUCCAUUGUCCAGUGCCGCGGAGUGUCAUCGGUGUUUUACAGGUAUGGCUUAGCAUAUGCAGACGCCGCCGGCAGAAGCCAAAUUAGAUGUCAGCAAUUCUGCACAGCACUAGACAAAAUAUUGCAAUCGCAGACGUUGAAGAAUUUCCUGAGUGCCAUCGACGAAUUCAUGUUCACCGUCAGAAAGAAUUUCAUCUGGACUCUUGUGGCCCUCUGGUCGCUCUCUUUGCUCUACCUGCUGCACAUCGCCGUCGUCCGCCUCGACGUCCUCCGCAUCCGCUCCCACCUGCGCUCGCCCUCAAGCCACCGCAUCGCCGCGCAGUCCCUCCUCGCCGCCGCACGCGUCAAGGCACUCGCCAACGUCAAGUACUUCUCACCAUAA
Messenger RNA from Babesia ovata, 5568 nucleotides. RefSeq lists its product as uncharacterized. Bases 1 to 5568 code for a protein of 1855 amino acids. The transcript has 2 exons. The record is from RefSeq and is a predicted model, not a curated record. NCBI's taxonomy places the organism in Eukaryota, Apicomplexa, Aconoidasida, Piroplasmida, Babesiidae.